This is a messenger RNA of Sinocyclocheilus rhinocerous, 2497 nucleotides long. RefSeq names its product transcription factor E2-alpha-like. Gene Ontology annotation, cellular component: chromatin; transcription regulator complex. Bases 478 to 2373 code for a protein of 631 amino acids. The transcript is spliced from 19 exons. Gene Ontology annotation, molecular function: RNA polymerase II cis-regulatory region sequence-specific DNA binding; DNA-binding transcription factor activity, RNA polymerase II-specific; protein dimerization activity. The record is from RefSeq and is a predicted model, not a curated record. NCBI's taxonomy places the organism in Eukaryota, Metazoa, Chordata, Actinopteri, Cypriniformes, Cyprinidae. Gene Ontology annotation, biological process: regulation of transcription by RNA polymerase II.
AUCUUUCCAUCUCUUACUGCUCUUGUAUAAAUGCCGCUUACUUUUCUACCAUCAACCUCCGCCGGAUAUUAUAGUUCCUGUUUCCAAUUAUUUUCCCCUUAAACUACACCUAUUAAAUCUUGUCUGAAUAAUGAUUAACAACUAUUCUGCGCGUUCUGACCAAUCCGUGUUUUUUUUUAAUCGGUAGACCUUGUCGAAAAAACUCUUGACUCCCCUGGGCACAUGAAACUGGACACCCGAGCGUUUGAGGCCCCUCUUUCCAUGCGGAGGAAUACAUUGUUGCUGCUCACAGUGUGGAUGGAGGUGGUCAAGAUGUCUACUAGAAGAAUGAAUUCACCUCAAUUGUAACAACAUAAAGGAAGUCGUGGCGCGGGAUUGUUUGGAUACAGACCUGCAACAUUGUAUUUAUGACGUUGGUGUUUUGUAGGAGGAUGUCAAAGGAGGAAUAACACACAUUGUUGCGCCUAUCAGCCUUAAAUGCGCCGUGCUUCAAAUUCUUUCAAGUUUUAUGGUUUUUCCCUACGAGAUUCAACCUUUCUUUUUACUGCUGGAUGUAAAACAACUGAUAAACAGAGAUGUUUGCACCCCCUGUGGCUAAUGGGAAGAACAGACCAACCACACUUGCUAGCAGUCAAUUUAGUGGUUCAGAACUAUGGAGAAGGCUCACACUACAAUGAACACGAUGGACUAUCUUCCCCAUUCCUUGGCACAGGAAUUAGUGGAAAGAAUGAAAGGGGUCCUUACUCUUCCUUUGGGGGCCAGCCAGGGUUCCUGCCCUCAGACAUCACCAUGCCUUCUGCAGAUGCCAUGUCUCCAUCCGGACUGAAGUCUGGCUCACAGUUUUACCAGUCAUACCCCAACAACCCCCGGAGACGCCCCUCAGAUGGAAGCAUGGAUCCCCAACCAAAAAAAAUCAGGAAGCCGCCAGGACUACCAUCUUCAGUUUAUGCCGCCACCUCUGGUGAUGACUAUAUCCGUGAUGGUGCUGCCUACCCAGGCUCCAAACCUGGCUCUGUGUACCCAGGAUCUUUUUACAUGCAAGAGGGCCUACACUCCUCUUCGGACCCCUGGGCCCCCUCUGGAUCCAUAGGCCAGUCGGGAUACACGGCUAUGCUGGGGAAUUCGCCACACAUCAGUCAGCCAGGCUCCUUCUCUGCGAUAAACCCACAAGACAGAAUGAACUAUCCCUUGCAUGGAGCGGACGUGAAUGGUUUCCAUUCGGGCUCCGCGGCUUAUAGCCACACAUCCUCCAUGAAUGGAUCCAACAGCAUUUUGGCAAGCAGAGGUUCAGUCACAAGCAGCUCAGGUGAUGAGAUCGGAAAAGCUCUUGCUUCGAUCUAUCCUUCGGACCACAACAGCAACAACUUCUCCACUCCUUCCACUCCUGUGGGCUCCCCUCAGGGCAUUGCAACAGGUGCAGCACAGUGGUCGAGAGCUUCUGGCCAGGCUGCUCUGUCUCCUAACUAUGAGGGUGGACUACAUGCACUGCAGAACAAAAUGGAAGACCGGCUGGAGGAGGCCAUUCAUGUGCUGCGAAGUCAUGCGGUGGGUCAGGCCCCGGGAAUUCCUGGAGCACAUGCUGACGUGCACGGCCUACUGGGUGCCGUCUCCACACCCAGUGGAUCUAUGGGGUGUCUCCCUCAGGCCUACUCCAACCCAGGACUGCCCCUGAGCAACAGACACCCUGCCAUGACUGGAAGCCAUCAUGAUGACCAUGCCUGCCUUCCUCCCAGCAGCACCCUGUUGCAGUCCGCUCAUGCUUCAGGCACCCCACAGCCUGGGGGAGCACCAGAGGGUUUUAGCAGUUUGCCCGGAGGCUUGGCCCACGCCACGCAUUCGUCAAACAAAUCUGACGUCAAGAGGGAAGACAAGGAGGAAGAUGAGAACUCCUCUGUGGCCGAUAAGUCUGAGGAAGAGAAGAAGGAAAGUAAACCGUCUCGCACCAGAACAAGAAAGGAGGUGUUUACCCAUCAAGUCCUUUCAGGUGUAUCAGACCAGGGAGAAGAUCAAGACAAUGAAGAUGAUGAGGAUUUGCCGCCAGAGUUAAAGGUCGAGCGGGAGAAAGAGCGGCGAGUGGCCAACAACGCACGAGAGCGACUGCGUGUGCGUGACAUCAAUGAGGGCUUUAAAGAGUUGGGCCGCAUGUGCCAGCUGCACCUGAGCAACGAUAAACCCCAGACCAAACUGCUCAUCCUGCACCAGGCCGUCAACGUGAUCCUAAACCUGGAGCAACAAGUCCGUGAACGCAACCUGAACCCAAAAGCGGCAUGUCUGAAGCGACGUGAAGAGGAGAAAGUGUCCGGGGUGGCUGGAGACACUCAAAUGCAGCUGUCCGGACCGCAUCCAGGACUGGGAGGAGAUGGACGCAUGUGAUCAUGUGAUCCAGUGAAAUUUCUUGGGGCUCCUGGAAGAAGUGACCUUGAAUCUCUUCCACCGUUCUCAUCCUCUCUCUGUGCAUCCAGUGACUUGGAAAGCAUAUCAUCCACGAAAUCAGAGA